This is a messenger RNA of Medicago truncatula (barrel medic), 1076 nucleotides long. Its product is annotated as BOI-related E3 ubiquitin-protein ligase 1. Gene Ontology annotation, molecular function: ubiquitin-protein transferase activity. The coding region runs from base 147 to 914 and encodes 255 amino acids. The transcript is spliced from 2 exons. The record is from RefSeq and is a predicted model, not a curated record. Lineage: Eukaryota; Viridiplantae; Streptophyta; Magnoliopsida; Fabales; Fabaceae.
AUAUAUAUAUACAUGUAUGCCUUUGACCACCACUAACAUGUAGUAUGAAAAAAACCACUCCCUACUACGAAGAACCAUCCUUAAAACAUUUAGAUUUAAUCAAAUCUUGUUUAUGAAUUUGUUUCAUCAAGGUUGGUUCUGAAAUAAUGGCCAUGCAACCACCCUCUCACGGAAAUAAUGUAUUUCCUUUCUAUGUCAAUGACCUUUACUUAGGUGGACUCGUAGAGUUACAACAACUUCAACCUCCACAAUAUUAUCAACAACAACCACCACAAAAUCAACAACAGUGGCAGGGGAAUGUUGUUCCCAUUAUCAAUUCUCAUGUUCAUGCUUCAAACGUCUUAAUUUCCCCUGCCCUUGCUGCUCUUUUCGAGAAACAAAUGCAGGAAACACACGAGCUCAUCAAUAUACAGAAUGAUCAAAUAAAAUUCAUGUUACAACAACAUACAGAGCAACAAGUGGCUACAUUUAGAAGUAUGGAAAUUUAUUCACAACAAAUUCUAACAAGAAAGAACGAAGAAAUUGCAAAAGUUGUAAAGAAAAAACUAGAUUUGGAAAAUCUAUUAAGAAAAUUAGAGGCAGAAAAAAGGGAAUUGAAGGGAAUAGCUCUGGAAAGGGGAGCGAUGGUACUAACUUUGCAUACCAAGUUGGAAGAGGAGAAGAAGAGAGUAAGGAUGUUGGUGGAAAAUGACGCGGAAUCAAGUUGUGGUGAAAAGGAAGAAGUCAGAGCUGAAAAGCGUGUAAGACGUGAAAACAAUGUGUUUUGUUCAAAGUGUAAGACAAACACUCUUGGUGUCUUAUUUCUGCCAUGUAGGCAUCUCUCUUCAUGCAAAGCAUGUAAUGCUUUACUCCAAACUUGUCCAAUUUGUGGAAUGGCAAAGAAGGGUAUUAUCGAGAUUCAGAAUUCGAUUUAAAAUUGAUAUUACUGUCAAAAAUGUUAUUACAAUAGCUCAUCUAUGCUAUGAUGAUUAUCAAUAUGAUAUUUAUGAGUUUAAUUUAGUUUCAUGAUGUUUCAUUUAUUUUGUAAAAAAAUUGCUAUUUGAUAUUAAGAAAAUAAUGUUGUUAUUUUGGUUCAG